Messenger RNA from Topomyia yanbarensis, 3118 nucleotides. RefSeq names its product junctophilin-3-like. Lineage: Eukaryota; Metazoa; Arthropoda; Insecta; Diptera; Culicidae. The transcript is spliced from 4 exons. Gene Ontology annotation, cellular component: junctional membrane complex; plasma membrane; endoplasmic reticulum membrane. The coding region runs from base 1355 to 2119 and encodes 254 amino acids. The record is from RefSeq and is a predicted model, not a curated record.
AGAAAUAAGUUUACCUUGUGAAGGAAUCUGGGCUUUUUCUGCUCAUGUUGCUUUAUGACGCGAAUCAUAGUUCUAAGAAGAAACAGAAUAGACUAAAUAUCGUGGUUGCUUGAUUUCAUGACUAUUUUUUGUGCAUAGUUCACAUGUGUGUUUGGUGUGGUGUAAAUUUGAACUCAUCGUCGUUUAAUGAUGCAAUAAAAAGAAAAGUCUUCAUACGUGACUGUGCGAAAAAACAUGCAUAUGAAAAAUCUUCUGAAUCAGGAUGCGUUCUAAUUUACCGAAUGAGCUCAAACAUUUUGCUUCAAUCAUAGAUACAUGAAUCUUAUAAUAGUGUAGUGUUCUGACAACUUUCACGGGUUUUCACGAUAAAAUUACGAAAGAAGGUUUGGAAAUGUGUCUAUAGUGAUUGAAAUAUGGUAGCUGCAGUGUGUACGUGCAGAGAAAAUUGUUGGUUGCGAAGUGUAAUAUGAAAUGAUGUAGGUAACACUCAACGGAUCUACCUAUAUGCUAGAGAAAGGUGCUUAGAGAGACGGACGUGUCUUGAACGGGAAAACGAAAAGAAAUAUAUUACAGUUGUUGUGUUGAUAGUGGUAGUGAGUUAAAAUUUUGUUGAGACAAAGUUAUUUUUAAUACUGAGUGUACUAUUCGGGUAAUCUGUACAAUUGCACCUCGUAUGUACAUUCACACAUGUAUACCGGGAAACAUAAUAGUAAUCGUGUACUCGACACAGAUUGGCAAGCCAACAAAUACGCGUUCCCAUGCAUUCGGAUAAAAAUGUAGAUUUUGCUCAUGUAAUAUCACAAAGGCGAAACGCGGAUGAGAAUUGAUUGACAUGCAUACAUAAUUAAUCCAGUAUCAGUUAAUGAAUACUGGCGAAAUUGAAAAUAGCAGCUUCUACAUGAGUUCAACGCGUUUGAUGUAUCAUGAACGCUGACCGAGUGAAUUGUUUGAUUGUUUUGUUCAUUGGGACUUUAACCAUUUGGUCAUUCACCUUAGCCGAGUGAAUUAGAAAACUAAACUCGACAACAUUUGUUGUGGUAUGUUGUGGUAUUAUUUCAAUUCGUGAAAUAGGUUAGAAUAAAAGAAAGUGUGCUUUGAAGCAAAUUCGAAAUUAGCGACUGAUUGAUAUUUACUGUAUAAGUUUGUGGUGUUUCAAAAAUGCACAUAGUCGAUAUUUUGUGUGAAUGAUUUGAUGGAAACAUGCAAUAUACAUCACAUGAAGUCGAAGUAUCGUCAUUAUCAUCAUCGAGUUCGUUACAAGACCAGAAAAAUCAACCACUACGUUACUGUUUGUUUGUCGUUUUGUGAUAUUGUUUGGCCUAUACACCAGUGUUACUAAAAAAAUAAUGCAAAUAUGGCCAGUAGCACUCCACAACAAGUUGUAGCAAAUCCCGCUGGAUUUAAUAGCAAUCAAAAAAUAAGCGGGGGCCGUUAUGACUUUGAGGAUGGCGGUACAUUCUGUGGUGGAUGGGAAGAUAAUAAAGCACAUGGUCAUGGUGUUUGCACGGGUCCAAAAAAUCAAGGUGCCUACUUCGGUGCUUGGCAUUACGGCUUUGAAGUUUCAGGAGUUUACAUUUGGCCAAGCGGAUCUUCGUACGAAGGGCACUGGCAGAAUGGAAAAAGACAUGGUCUUGGUGUCGAAACCAGAGGCAGAUGGAUCUAUAGAGGAGAAUGGACGCAGGGUUUCAAAGGACGGUAUGGCGUCAGGCAAAGUGUGUCAUCUACUGCUAAAUAUGAAGGUACUUGGGCAAAUGGCCUGCAGGACGGAUAUGGAUCUGAAACGUAUGCGGAUGGAGGAAGUUACCAAGGCCAAUGGCUACGAGGUAUGCGGCACGGGUAUGGUGUGCGAACGUCAGCACCGUUUGGGAUGGCGGCCCGAUUCCGAACGAAAAAUAUCAGAGCUUCUAUGACUUCACUUAGAAGUAAUGAUGGCUUCACCAAUCAGACUUCCACACCAGAUCCAACCGAAAAGCGUAGCCAUAGGAUAGACGACGCACGGGGUGGUUUUGUUUUGAAAGCCAAAUCAGAUGAACCGCCAGCAAGACGAAAUAGUUUAGUGGAGAAGACGAAAAAAGGAUUGUUAUCUGUUAGUAUACUGAUGAUGAACAUAAACUUUUAAUGAAUUCGGUGAUUAAGGAACGCAAUAGGGUUGCUUCAUGUAUGCAUUUUCCAGCACAAUGCUUUUUAGGUUCCUCUUGCGGUCUCAAAUGACUGAAAAUAUAGAAAGUGGUUCUGCGCUUCUCGUAUAAAGUUUGUAUGACCAUAAGUAUGGGUAAGUCCCAAAAGUAACAUUUUCAUUUCUGCUUGAGAAUCGAAUCUAAUUCACUCAUAAACUUUUUUGAAUCGGUUCAGUUACUCAUUUGGAAAGGUUGAAAUAUAUCUCUUUGACCGUAGAGUUUUUUCUUUUCUAUAUACAAAGACUAACGAGUGUGUUCAUCGUGAUGGUUAUUGAUAUUGUUAUGUCGUAACCGUAGAAAUAAUUUAAACUAGAACCUAGAACUAGAACCUUCCAUUUGGGACUCCAAAUCAGUUUUAAACAUUUAGAACAAAUUCGCUUCGAGAUCACUAUUUCAGUGAGUCGUAGAAAAUCCACCUAGUGAAGCAAUUGUGUCUUUCUUAUUUAUCCAAACUAUCAUUUUAUGACUUGUUAAGUUCAAUAUAAAUUUGACAAUUUAUUGCGUCAAGUUUUUCAAGAAAUUGAACUUUUUAUGUGUACAGUUCAAUACACCAAACCUGAUCAAAACUAUUUUGAAGUUAUUAUGUUCAACAAAACACUUAUAAUUUAUUUAAAAUUCUAGAGGGUUCUGAAAGAAAAAUUGUUCGAAUCAAUUCAUCCUGAAGUGAUAUUUUACUUUUCUCGUUGUAGAAUUCAUCUUUUUUGAUAAAUAUACGCAAAUUAAAAUUUUAUGGAUGGUUCUGAAAUGGAAUUUGUACAGAACUUUUCGUAAGGAUUCAUGCAAAUGAGAUGAGCUGAAAAUUUUCAUCAAUUUCAAGUAGUUAUCGAAUGAUAUUUCAAAACAGCUUUUCGUUAUCUUACUGAACAUAUUUUCUACAAAAUGGCGAAGAAAUUGAUUAGAUCUAUGUAGUAUAGCAAAAGAUAUAAAAGUUCCGAACCUUA